AUGCCGCCCUCUCAGAACGGCAAGGCCGCCAAGGCUCGUCGUCGCAAGCCUUCACUCCUUCCUUCUGACGAGGCGGCGAAGGUCAAGAUUCGUGGUUGCAAGCCCAGUGCUCCGGAAGUCACCGAAGAUAUCCAGGGUUGGCUCUCCAAGCAAUGGACCAGCGAUCGCAUCACUCCACUCCUGACCAACCCGAACAAGACUUUGGCCCCUAAGGAGUACCUGUCCCCCGAAGAUGCGGAGAAUCUGGCGAUCCAGCACGUCGGCAUCAACGAGGCCAUCGCCGACGUUCUCACUCGUCUCUUCAAGAUGGACCCCCUCGGACGGCGUCAGGAGCAGGAGACGGAGUCGCAAUACAACGCAAGGCUCAGUGUUAUUCGUAAAUUCUUGACCAAGGCGAGCAAAGCCCAUCACGCAACACCAUGCCCCGCCCCGGUCGUCGUCAUUGAUCUCCCUUCCGUCAAUCGCGUCCCCCAGAAGCGCCAGCCCGUCCAUAUCUACGCCGCACAACGUGCCGAGCAGGACAAGCGCGCUCGGGAGAGCACAGCUGGGCAAGUCAUCAGCGUUCAAGAUGACCUGGGUGUAAACGGUGACACAACCAACUCGGAGCUGGCCUUCGGUGGUGAAUGGGAGCAGGACGAUGUUGGCGAUGCCUCCGUGGCAGAGGCGUCUGGCAACAAAGGUAAGAGGCAAGGCGUCAUUCACGAGAUCAUGAAGGAGUAUCGCGACGAAUGGAACAACCUCUCUCAAGAGGAGCAGCAACCUUACAUCGAUGCCGCUCAGGAAGAGACGGCGAGGAGGGUUGAGGCGAUGAAGAACGGUGAUAAGUCGUUUGCUCGCGAUAUGCUCCCCGAGUCCACGAUCAAGUUCCAUGAGGCCGUGAUCAAGGCUACCGACUGUUUCGUCACCACUAUCCUGUGCGGGCCUAACGACUCCGGCGUCAAGGUUGAAAUCAUUGAGAAUGGGGUCUCGAGGACGAAGGAGACCCUCUGGACCAUAAAUGCGGAGCAAACCAACGAAGUCGUGACAACCGUCUGUCAAAGCGGCGUGCCGCCAAAGUCGCACACAAGCGGCGACACCUCCGAAGGUGGCUCGGUCCCAGAUGAAGAGCACGCGGCCAUGAGCGAGUCCGCGACCCCGGACUUCCUCCUAGAUGUUGAUGACGACCCCCUCAACAUAUCACAACGUACUAGCAUGGAUGAUGGACCCUGA
This is a messenger RNA of Epithele typhae, 1209 nucleotides long. RefSeq lists its product as uncharacterized. The record is from RefSeq and is a predicted model, not a curated record. NCBI's taxonomy places the organism in Eukaryota, Fungi, Basidiomycota, Agaricomycetes, Polyporales, Epitheliaceae. The coding region runs from base 1 to 1209 and encodes 402 amino acids. The transcript is spliced from 9 exons.